AUGGUGAGCACCACAAGCGUAUGCAGGAACAAACCAAAAAGAACACCCACCGAUAACUUGAUUCAGUGUCAACUUCUGCAAUAUGGGCUCUUUGAUCGUUUCCUUCACAACGGCCAUGUGCAGGUGAAGGUUAUGUCGAAGGAGCAAUAUAACCCAACACACUUUCCCACUCAACUAGACUUGUUUCCCUCCGGACGAAUUCAAAAGAUAAAAACACACACACUCACAUAUCUUAAUGAUCAGCCAAAGGCAUUGCACCCCACACAACGUCAUGUGUUUCCGCCGACAUCAAGAAUGAUUCUGAAAGUUAUGUACGUCCGUUUGCAUCAAGCAGAAUCUCCUAGCAACCAUAAAUUAAGCAUUGGAUCCCUGCGACUCCGAACACCAGGAGAACACCAAAGAAAACUCGCCAAAAAGGCCCAAAGCUGGGAGCAGGGACUUGCAUAG
Trypanosoma grayi is the source of this 447-nucleotide messenger RNA. RefSeq lists its product as hypothetical. Bases 1 to 447 code for a protein of 148 amino acids. The transcript has a single exon. NCBI's taxonomy places the organism in Eukaryota, Euglenozoa, Kinetoplastea, Trypanosomatida, Trypanosomatidae. The record is from RefSeq and is a predicted model, not a curated record.